UUAUAAGAUAAAAUCGGCAAAAGUCUAAACAAAAACGACUGAAGAAAGUCUUUUAUGAGAUGAUGUUUACUACAUGUCGUACGUAUCAACGUUUUAGGUGGGUUUGGUUGCAAUGGUCCGUCACUGGGGCCCACCCACACUUACACCAACUCUAUAACCUUCUGUCUCCACAAGAGACUUUCUAAUGUAAAACGAGCCGUCUGCUUUGGACCCGAGCCCGAAACUCGCUUCCGAAGCCGAACCUCAGUCGUUGCUCCUGCCCCCGCCGUUGAAAAAAUUUCGAUCACUCUCUCUCUCUCUCUCGCUCGGAAACCCUAACGCAGUACUCUUUCAAAAUCGAUGUUGGAGGAAGAAAGGCUUUCCCUUUGUUGUAGAUACAAAGUGAAGUAUUACGAGCAUGUUAGCUGGAGGUAGCUCAUGAAUUCUCUCGGUGGAAAGAGAUAUUUUAGGAGCUAAAAUCUAUGCCUGGGAACGAAUAUGGAGAGAGGAUCCACAAUUUCUUUGGACAAGAAGGCCUAUCUCAAGACCACCAUCAGUCUCAGGUUGUUGAUGGAAGCUGGUCCAGUUUCAGUAACGGUUUAGUUGGAAACCAGAGGCAUAUAGACCCAUCCAGUAUUGCCAGUCUGAAGAGUUAUAGUAGCACACAACAACCUGAGAGAUGGCAAUCUUCAAAUUCACACCAUGCCUUGAAUUUUACGCAGCAGCAACCUUCUAUAAGGUCUGAGUACUCCAGAGGUCUAUUGCAAGAUAAUCAGCAACUCACAAAUGGUUACAUGCAUGGGAUGGCAAUGCAGAAUGGGUCAAAUGUUUUGGGAGUGGGUGUAGAAUCCAGUAGAGAUAACUUAUCAGCGAAAGGGUUUACUUCAGACAUUCAUAAAACUCCUAUGAGGUUUGAGAUGGGAGGAGAAUCUCCGGUUAAUUAUGAUUUCUUUGGUGGUCAACAGCAAUUAAACAGCCAGCCGCCUGGCAUGCUCCAGCCGUUUCCAAGGCAGCAGAUGACUUUCAAUGAUAUGCAACUACUAAAGCAGCAAGUUAUGGUUAAGCAAAUGCACGAGUAUCAACUUCAACAACAGCUUCAUAAGAAACACCUGGAGGCCAGGCAGCUCAACUCUUUGAAUUCAGAUGCAGUAAAUGGAAAUCGCUCAAGUGAUAAUCAGUCACACCUUUUGAUUAAUGGCAUCCCUCUUCAGGAUGCGUCUAGUAAUGGUUGGCAGCCUGAUCUUGUGUCAGGAAAUACACACUGGAUGCACCCCGGCAUUUCACCAGUUUCAUCCAGUGGGCUUGGCGCUGAGCACGGACAGGCGAACUUACAGUUUGAACCUUCCUUGUACAGCAUGCCUCUUGGUGGGGCAAAUUCCUUUUCUUCGGUUCAGAUGAACAGGUUAUCUUCGGAGCAUGGUUCCACUCUCACCAAUCAGCCUGAUAGUUUUAUGCUACCUAGAUCCACAUACCAGGAGAGAGCGAUGUUCUCAAAUACUUCAGCUCCAGGUUCAAAUGAUAGCCCAAAUUUUGAAUGUUUCCAGCAAGAUGAUCCACGCGAGAGAAACGUUUCAGCGCAGGAGAAACUCGAUCAGAUGAAGGGUUCUGGUCCACCAGAAAAAUCAUAUAUAAAAGCGCCUGGAAAUGUUUCUGGGCCACAGAAGUCGACAGCCUUAGAUCCAACAGAAGAAAAGAUUUUGUUUGGUUCGGAUGACAAUUUGUGGGAAGCAUUUGGAAACGACACUGAUAUGAGCUUGACAGGAAACCUGAUGUCCAGUAGUUCUGACCUUAAUGAUGCAUGCCCCUCUUUGAAAGGUGGGGGUUGGAGUGCUCUUAUGCUAUCUGCUGUAGCAGAAACAUCCAGUAAUGACGCAGGCUUUGGUGACAGGGUCCAGAAUCUUGGCGUCAAGGCUUCAAAUGCACCAAGUGAGAGACUCCAGAGUGAUUCGGGCUCUAUUCAAACGAAUGAGGGUAUUGAAGAUAGAUUUGGUAUUUGGAAGGCUGCUUCUAAUCCAAACUUAGUUGCUCCUGUUGAACAGAAGAAUCACUUCACCCAAAAUCUACAAAUGAAGGCAAACUAUGGAUUUGGCAUUACCACUGCGGAAAACAAGUCAACUGCUUCUAGGGAUGUCCAGGAAAACCAACAGCAUUUGGGUAAUAACUCUGUGGAGAAAGCUACCCCUCAAGUGAAUUAUAGAGAUGGCAGUCAGAUUAGUCGCAAGUUUCACUAUCAUCCCAUGGGUAAUACUGGUGUCACUGAUGAGCCUUAUCGAGAAAAAGUUGCCCAUUUGCCACCCACACUGGAGCAGGUCUCUGCAGGAAAUCAAGGCUAUCUUGGGCAGCCAAAGUCUCUUAGUCAGCCACCUAUGAACAUGCAAAUUGACAGGGGACAUGUUUUACAAGGCAUAGGAUCAGAAAAUUCACCUACUACAUCUGCUUCAGCCGACAGAAGCGUUGAUAUGUGUAAUCAAGUGAAGAAUGCGUCAAGGCAGACUAUGCUUGAGCUUCUUCACAAGGUGGACCAGCCGGAGGAGCAUUCUGCAGAAAAUGGUGGUCAAUUUCGUCAUAGUCAGUCAUCUGCUUCUCAGGGGUUUAGUUUACAGCUGGCUCCGCCAUCUCAACCAGCUCCAUCACCUGAUAAUGUGCAGUUUUCUAUGAAUUCUUUGCAGCCGUUGAAUUCACUUCAUAUUGCUGCCCCUGAAAAAGGACCAACAAGUCAAUCAAGGUUUACUCCAUGGGCAUCUAAUCAAUCUUUUCCACAGCAAUCCACUUAUCAAGGAGAAAGCAACAGUGCAUCUGGUUUCCCAUAUUCCAAAGGGUAUCGCCAAAAUCAACCGAUGCCUGUUGAUACUCGACAAUUAACUUCUAAGCAUUUAGUCAGUUCAUCCUCUGAGUUGUCAACCCUUCAAGCGAAAGAAAGAGAUCAAAGCAGUGACGACUAUUCAGCACAAACACCUUCCCUGCUAAAUCCUACAACCCACAACAACAAAGGAGAUUCAGCUGAAGGGUUUCCUAUGCUGUCUGCUCCUCAGCCUCAGGUUGGAUUCAGUUCGCCUCAGCAGAGUUCCUCUUCUGGUAUGAGGUCUGACUCACGAGCCGGUAUUUCAGCACCGCAACAUCGGUUUUGGAACCAGCUAUCUAAGCCUCAGCCAGAUAUAUUACGGCCGCAUCCAGUUACCAAUAGCCACGUAGAAGACAGCUUCUCAAGGCAGGAGAAGAGAAAUCAAUUAUCCUCUCAAAAUGGAGGAGACACGUCAUUAAGUGGAAGGGGCACGAUGAAUAUGCAUGAGUUGCAAGGUAAAGAUAUGGGUGCGAAACAAACAUCUGAUGUUGCUUCGAUGUUCUACAGAAUGGUGCAGAGCAAUCAUCAAACCUUUGAUCGCUCUUUUCCUUCAAACAACCUUCCGAAAGAUAAUAUGCGUCACGAUGAGCUUAUGGCUGAAAAUGGGGAGGCUGACGCACCCAAGAUGACUGUGAAGAGAGUCGAGGAUAGUUCUGUUCAUCUUCAAAAGGUAGCUUCCAAAGAGGAGCAACGGUCACCUUUAAGAUCUGCUGGUUUACUGAGAGAUGGAUUGAAUCACAAGGAAUCAGCGAAUCACUUGCUACCUUUCUGCCAAACUGUUUCUCAGAGUUUGUCCAAUAAGAAUCAUUCUGCCACGGCUGGAGCAGAUCAUCAACAACAAAUCAGUCCUCAGAUGGCUCCAUCCUGGUAUAAUCAAUAUGGAACUUUCAAGAACGGACUGGUUCAACCCAUGAAUGAUACAGGAAGAUUCACCCCCUUGAAGAUAGGAGAAAAAUCUUCUAAUGUUGGGAGUUCGGCUGAUGGCUCACAUAAUGUUCAAUCUCCAAAGCAGUUUAAUAUGCAGCAAAUGUCAGGCUCCGCGGAGAUUCCCUCAUCUGAGUCAUUGCCUCAUGGUGCAACUGAUAAACUUCUGAAGGUUGAUAAACCAAAGAAGCGCAAAACAGCCACAUCAGAGCUUCUAUCUUGGAAUAAAGAAGUCAUGCAUGGUUCCCAGAGGCUUAAGACUCUCAGUGAGGCCGAGGUUGAUUGGGCCAGAGCAACUAAUCAAUUUGCUGAAAAGGUGGAAUUUGGGAAUUUACUUGAGGAUGGCCCACCAAUCAGAUCAAAGAGAAGGCUUAUAUAUUCAACACAACUCAUGCAACAACUAUUUCGCCCGCCUCCUGCUAGGGUAAUAUCUUUGAUUGCUAGCUCAAACUAUGAGUUUGUUGCAUAUACUGCUGCAAGAGGUGCACUAGGAGAUGCAUGUAGCUCCACUUUUACUGAUAGGAACGAAUGCCUUUUGCCCCAGAACAAAUCAAACCCGGUCUCUGGGAAAAGGAAAACUGAAACAAUCAGUGACCAGUACAUCUCCAAAGCUGCUGAAGAUUUCAUUAGCAGGUCACAGAAACUAGAAACUAACUUUGCAGGACUACAGAAUGGAUCAACAAUUGCUGGCUUGAUCGUCGAAGUCCAGGAUGUAGAGAAGUUUGCAGUGAUCAAUCGUUUUGCGAAGUUCCACCCAACAUCCUCAUCUACGGACCGGACCGUGAGUUCACUUAGGUUAAACCCACAAAGACAUGUUACUAUAGCUCCAAUGCCUCGGAAUAUUCCAGACAGGGUACAAUGUCUCUCGCUCUAACUGUUGAUGAAUCCAUCUUGUUAUUCUGUUUUUGGCCAAUAGUCCCCAUUCAUAAUGUAUCUCGUGCAUCCAAUGUCUAUUUUUUUGGGUGGGCAUAAGUUAGUAGUUGGUCAGGAUUCUGAGAACUGUGAAGGCCUCUAUUGUCAAGAAGCCGGAGAUUUCCUACUAGACAUGUAGAAUUAAUCAUUAAUGUAUUCGUAUCAUUGCAAGUCAGAAUCUUUUGUAUA
Messenger RNA from Brassica napus (rape), 4846 nucleotides. RefSeq lists its product as uncharacterized. The coding region runs from base 462 to 4619 and encodes 1385 amino acids. Lineage: Eukaryota; Viridiplantae; Streptophyta; Magnoliopsida; Brassicales; Brassicaceae. The record is from RefSeq and is a predicted model, not a curated record. The transcript has 10 exons.